CUAAGAGAUGGGAGAGGCAAUCAUGGAAGCUUUAGCCGAGCUGAUCGUAAAGGACUUGUCAAAGCAAGUGAACAUACAUGCUCAGUAUGCAAUACAAUUUGAAAGUGAGUUUGAGGUGAUGAAGAGAGAGCUGAAUCUCAUGCGUUCAUAUCUCACUGAAGCAAACAGGCUGAAAGGAAACAAUAACUCUGUCAAGACUACCUUAUCUGAACUUCAAGAACUAAUUUAUGAAGCAGAUAAUGUGGUCACGGAUUGCCAAAUCCGCGAAGACUAUCAAAUGAUGAAAGGGAAUCCAUCUUGCUUGCUUCCGUCUCCGAGGGAGAUAUCUUUCAGAUAUAUCACUGGAAAGAAACUAACAGGACUUAACAAGAAGAUAUUGAAAAUGCAUCAGAAGCUGAGGACCUUUGUUGGUCCAAUAACUGAACAAUCACGAGGUGACGAAAACAUCAGUAGAAGGAUAAGAUGGACCUCACACAUUUUUGAUCAAUCUGAAAUUGUGGGGUUAUCAGAAGAUACAAGAAAAAUCAAAGAAUGGAUCCUUUCUCAUAGCGAGUCAUUACAUCGCGUUGGCAUUGUAGGUAUGGGCGGUUUGGGUAAAACCACAAUCGCGCAAAAGGUGUACCAUGACAGACAAGUGAAUGUGAGAUUUCAAAAGAAAGUUUGGGUUUCUGUAUCUCAAACAUAUGAUGAGCUUCUCGUCAUGAAGGGUAUUUUGAAACAGUUGAAUGGAGAUGAUAGUGGAACUGACAAAGGAGAUUUGCUUAAUAGAAUUCUUGAAGCACUUUCACAUAAGUCAUACUUGAUUGUCUUGGAUGAUGUAUGGAGCAUUGAUGAUGGAUGGUGGGAUAGAAUAUCAAGGGGAUUACCAAAGUUUGUAGAGCACAAUUGUUGUAUUAUAAUUACAUCAAGAAAUGAUGAUGUUGUUAAGAGGAUGGGAGCAACAGAAUCAAGAAUUCAUCGACCAAGAUUGCUCGAUGAUGAAGAGAGUUGGUCAUUGUUCUGUAAAUUUGCAUUUUUGUCAACUAAAGGGAAGUGCAAUACUCAAUUGGAAGAAGUUGGAAGAGAGAUCGUGCGCAAAUGUCAUGGUCUUCCUCUAGCCAUCAAGACCACAGGUGGGAUGUUAUCAUCAAAACCACAUUCACUCGGGGAGUGGACAAGGAUAUGUGAAAACUUUCGAGAGAAAUUGGUAUCGGAUAGUGAAAGCAAUAUCUCUGUAAUGGCUUCUUUGCAACUAAGCUAUGAUGAGCUUCCUGCUCAUCUAAAACAGUGUAUGUUAUGCUUCUCAAUCUAUCCAGAUGACCAUGAAAUUGAGGCGGAACAAUUGGUUCGUUGGUGGGUAGGGGAAGGAUUAGUCCGUGGUGAUGGCACAGAAACUGCAACAGAUGUAGCUUUUGGUUAUUUGUCUGAACUCGUAAGUCGGUGCUUGGUUGAAGCUGUCCAAAGAAGAAGCUUUGAUGGCAAAGUUUAUAGUUGCAAGGUGCAUGAUAUGGUUAGAGACAUGACAAUUCUCGUUGCAGAAGACGAGAAAUUUUGCAGCUUCAAUCGAGGCAGGAACAUAGCCACAGUUAACUCUAGGCACUUGGGGGUCACAAGGGAAACAACUUUUCAAUCCUUAUAUGGGAACUCAAAGCUAAGAGCACUUCUUCUCACUACAACAAAUUACAUCGGCUUCAACAGGAGAAUCGCUCUGGCUGAAAUCAAGACUCUCAGGGUCUUGGACUUGUCAUGUGUCAAGCUAGAUAAAAUCUGUAUGAUUGAUCUAUGGCAAUGGAUCACAUCACUAAAGCGACUAGCUUAUUUAAAUCUGAGAAAUGUUGCAAAUUUGGACGAGAUUCCAGACUCCGUAAGGAAGUUAUGGGGCCUUCAAAUACUAGUCCUUAGAGAAUGCAAGGAACUGAAAAUGCUACCAACAUCAAUCACAACACUUCCAAGAUUGACAAUUCUUGAUGUUGGAAGCUGUCCAUCCUUGUCAUGCUUACCACAAGGUCUCUCUAGGCAUUCCAAUCUUGAAGAGCUGUACGGGUUCAAGAUACCGAGUCCAGCAACAACAGAAGCUUGUCGCCUGAGUGAAGUCGUUGCACUGACUCAACUUCGGGUACUGCACUUAGACAUAACGGAGGAAAGCAUGAUAGAUGACAAGGAAUUGGCUGCAUUGAAACAACUUGAACUACUAAGGGUGUUAUCGAUCAAUGCAGGGGACUGUGAAAACAAGGACAUCAUAAGGAAGCUGGAUAACUUGUCACCACCAACUCGCGUUGAAGAGUUAUAUCUAAGGCACUACCUCGGAGAAACCACACCAGCAUGGAUAAACCCCAUUUCACUUCCCCAACUGCAGUACCUUUGCAUCGAAGAUUCAAGAGUGCUUAACCACAUGAGUGAAAUUUUUUGGGGAGAUAAUGAGGAUAACUGGAAUGUUGAAGGACUGUGCUUGAAAUUCUUGCCAAGGCUGGAGGAAACAUGGGAAACAUUCCAAAGUGCAAUGCCAUCCCUCAAAUACUUAGAAGUCGGCCACUGCAAUUCGCUGAAAAAUUUCAGAUGUAACGUUGAGGGUUUAGGAUAUUGGACAAAGCCAGAGGAAGAGGAGCAAAACAAGGGAGAUCAAGACGUGAUUUCGUGCCACGAAGGAGGUAAUGAAGGAGAAUUUGAUGACAUGCACUGAUGACUUGUUUGCUGUUCUG
Solanum verrucosum is the source of this 2678-nucleotide messenger RNA. Its product is annotated as disease resistance RPP13-like protein 4. Gene Ontology annotation, biological process: defense response to other organism. NCBI's taxonomy places the organism in Eukaryota, Viridiplantae, Streptophyta, Magnoliopsida, Solanales, Solanaceae. Gene Ontology annotation, molecular function: ATP hydrolysis activity; ADP binding. The transcript has a single exon. The record is from RefSeq and is a predicted model, not a curated record. The coding region runs from base 8 to 2659 and encodes 883 amino acids.